GGAACUUGUUAGUUGAUUUGGCGAUUAAGGUUUUACUUAAUUGAAAACAUAAUUGUGGAACUUAGAAUGGAAGAUGUUUUUACAUUGUAUGCAGAAAAUAACAUUGUACUUACGGAUAUGAAGUAUUCACAGGAAUUUAUCUGGUGAUUGCCAUGUGAGAAAAGAGUUAACAUCAUCCAACUCUUUCCUCACACAUUUGGUCACCCAAGAAGACCGAAUUGCAUUAUCAGCAUUUCAGUGAACUGUUCUUUAAGGAAUUUUUCUUGGAACUUGAAGUGGCUUUGAUUUUGCUUAUCAGUAGUGUUCUGUAACUUGUUCCUGAUUUGUUUGUGUUGAUGUUAGUAUAGACAUGCUCAGCAUUGUAAUGGUUUGCAUUGUAAUGCCCCAGGAUUUGGACAUGCUGGCUGCUCAGCUGAAUGAAUUGGGCGUUGCCCAGCCAGAGGCGCCAGCCCGGUCACGGCAGAAUGGAAAGUCUUCGUUGUCGGCUGUUGGAGGAAGUUCAUCGCACAGUGCCCUCCCGGCACCACCCUCUUCCCUUCCGCAGUCCACGUCUUCUAUCCUGGAUGCAGCUGUCGAGUCAGAUUCAGAUGAAGGGGAAGAUGGUAUAGGCGUUCGCAAUGAUGGUACCCUGUUGGCUAGUGACCCCCCGAAACCACUUCCCGAACUUUCUCCUUACAGGCCGCUGGAUGCUUCUCACACGCCCCAGACAAUGGUAAUUCAUGAAGCAGUACCAGAAAUGAAGGUGCAUGUAUAUACAGUGCCUAUUUCUUGUGAAAAUUGCUUCACGUAGACUGACGAAGGCGAAGUAUUAUUUCUUGUGUCAGGGUGAAACAUUUGACUAACGAGUUUCCUAUUGAGAAUGGUUUAAAACAGAGAUGCUUUUAUCACCAAUGUUCUACAGUUAUGCCUUAUAUUACACCAUUGAGAAGAUCCUACAAAAUGAAAAGGAUUGGAAUUGAAAGGGAUGUAUCAGCGUCUGUUCCGUCCUGAUGAUAAUUUAUUUGGUGAAAACAUAUGUGUCACAAAAAGAAACUGUGGAAGCUGUAUUAGAUGCUAGAGAGGAAAGUUGGUCUUGAAGUAAAUGCAGAGAAAAUGAAGUGCAUGUUUGUUUCUCAUCUCUUUAACCUCUUCAGUAG
This is a messenger RNA of Zootermopsis nevadensis, 1136 nucleotides long. The record is from RefSeq and is a predicted model, not a curated record. Lineage: Eukaryota; Metazoa; Arthropoda; Insecta; Blattodea; Termopsidae.